Molecule: messenger RNA, 1362 nt
Organism: Nakaseomyces glabratus
Lineage: Eukaryota; Fungi; Ascomycota; Saccharomycetes; Saccharomycetales; Saccharomycetaceae
Gene: CTH1
Product: putative mRNA-binding protein CTH1
Molecular function (GO): metal ion binding; mRNA binding
Source: RefSeq, a predicted model, not a curated record
AUGAGUGAUAUUUAUACGGAGUUCAGCGAGAGUGUCUUCUCGGAGAGACAUGGACAGCACCAGUACCUGAAGAUGGCCCAUGCCAACAUGUAUGGGAAUGGUGGUGCAUCUGAGGUGCAGAAUGUGGAGAUCCAGCCCGAGGCCGAUGACUACGAGGCCCGGAUCAAAGAAAUUGAGGAGUACUACUUGAAGACUUUGUUGAACGAAGAACCUUCGAAGAGGAACUCCGGGUAUGUUGGUGCGUCUGGGAUCAAGAGCGUGCCCUCCUUAGAGCUCGACGACCAGGCCAACCCAAGCAGCAGCUCUAGUGAUGUUAGUAUACAGGAUAUAUCUACAUCACCAGGCAUGAUGUACUCGAAAUUUAACACACAUCUGGUCGGUAACAGUCCUGCAGUGUAUGGUGCAGCAGCUAACAAUGCCCUGUUUAACAACCUGAACAGCCUGAACGAAUCUCAAUAUAUUUAUGGUAAGUCUAUAAACAAUGAGAGUUUAUACUUCAGGCAACAACAGCAAUUACAGCAACAGCAACAGCAGCAACAACAGCAGCAGCAACUAUUGCAACAACAGCAGCUACAGCAGCAACUGCAACUUCAACAGCAGCAGCCAACAUUCCUUGAUAGCAAUGUACAGACAAACUAUGCUAACCAGGAAUUCGUGAACUCACAGGCCAAUGUAACACCAUUGAACUACACUAAUAUCUUUAACAAUGAAAUCUCUGCAAAGCCUGCCAAGACACAUAAAAUCAACCCAUUUUUGCAAGACAAGCAAGUUUCACGUAAGUCUAACCUAGAAGUUGACAUAAAGCAUCAUUACCAGGCUAAUGCGCUUCCACUAACUUCCGAAAAUCUACAGAAGAUGCAGGACCUGAGUAUUGACGACAUGCCUAUUGAAAGUAUAAACCGCAAGAAGUUCCACAUCCAAAAAACUACUGUGGACCCUACUAAGCAGAUCAACAGCGAGCCUAAGGUGAAAGAGCAUCAGCAACAACAACAACAACAACAGAUUAAUAAGGGUUUGUACAAGACAGAAUUAUGUGAGACUUUUACCACCAAGGGCUUCUGUAAGUAUGGGAACAAGUGUCAAUUUGCUCAUGGCCUUCAAGAACUGAAAUUGAAAAAGACCUCAAAUAAUUUCAGAACAAAGCCAUGCAUUAACUGGGAUAAGCUUGGUUACUGCCCAUACGGUAAGAGAUGUUGCUUCAAACAUGGUGACGACAGAGAUAUUCAAAUUUAUAAAAAAGCAGGCACCUAUACUGCAAACCCUGAUGGAAGUGAUGCAUCAGAAAGAAAAUUAACAGAAGUACAGAUAAAGCAGAAAAACUUACAUGCAAACAUUAAGAAACUUCAAAAGAUGACCUGGUAA